Polyodon spathula (Mississippi paddlefish) is the source of this 2663-nucleotide messenger RNA. Its product is annotated as cyclic AMP-responsive element-binding protein 3-like protein 1. NCBI's taxonomy places the organism in Eukaryota, Metazoa, Chordata, Actinopteri, Acipenseriformes, Polyodontidae. The transcript is spliced from 12 exons. Gene Ontology annotation, molecular function: DNA-binding transcription factor activity, RNA polymerase II-specific; cAMP response element binding. Bases 288 to 1805 code for a protein of 505 amino acids. The record is from RefSeq and is a predicted model, not a curated record. Gene Ontology annotation, biological process: regulation of transcription by RNA polymerase II.
AAAAGCGAAUCCCCUGCGCUUUGGUGGGCGGGGUUUAGUAAGAAAUCAGGAAAAUUGGGAGGCGUGUAUAAAUGAAUAUUAAUCAACGGACUCCUUCGAGGGAGCUCGCAGCUGGCAGUGACAGACUUGACCGAAAUCACAAGAGGUGUGUUUAGUGGAAAGGUGCACGGAGACAAACACAAGCGAAAAAAACUAAAAAAAAAAAAAAAACUGAGCGGUUAAAAACAUAUAAAUAUGUUUUUUUUCCCCCUUUACAUACUGUAUAUAUUUUAAGAACUGUGGCUACUAUGGACACAAUUCUGGACAAUUUCUCUUCAGAGAAACUUUUCCACAAUUCCAGUCUCUUGGAUCUUGAGGAUUUGAAUGAAGCAGAUUUUUUCAAUAAUGUGCAUUUCUCUGAGAACAUGGAGGAUUUCUCCAACGAGCUGUUUAACAGUUUCUUCGACGACCCCAUCCUGGCUGAGAAGAACCCCCUAUUGGAUAUGGAGCUGGACCCUCCCAAUCCAGACAUCCAGGCUGAGCACAGCUACUCUCUGAGCGGGGACUCGGCUCCUCAGAGCCCCAUCUCGUCCAUCAAAAUGGACGAGGAAGACCAAGAUUCAGAUGCUACCAUGUGGUGUUUUGGCCAUGAACUUUCUGCCAUACUGGUUAAACAGGAAUCCAGCCUACUGGCAGAGCCAGCCCCGACUCCAAUGGUAACCAACGCCCCCCAGCCCGUAAACCUGGCCCUGCUUCCCAGACUCGCUCCCACGGGAGAAAUGGCUUCUAAGGAACAGAACCCCCUCCCUCUGAUUAAAGCUGAGCCCAGAGAAGUGAACCAGUUCCUGAACGUUCCAUCAGAUGAGCUGGUGCAGCUGCCCCCUACCCCCCCCAGCAGCCACGGCAGCGACAGCGACGGCUCCCAGAGUCCUCACUCCCUGCCCCCCUCCAGCCCAGUCCGACCACAGGCUCGUACCUCCACUGCCAUCUCCUCCUCGCCCCUCCUCACAGCACCUCACAAGCUGCAGGGAACCUCGGGGCCUCUGAUGCUCACGGAGGAGGAGAAGCGCACCCUCGUCGCAGAGGGCUACCCCGUCCCCAACAAGCUGCCCCUCACCAAGACUGAAGAGAAGGCACUGAAACGGGUCAGGAGGAAGAUCAAAAACAAGAUUUCCGCACAAGAGAGCAGAAGAAAGAAGAAGGAAUAUGUAGAAUGCCUGGAGAAAAAGGUUGAGACGUAUACAUCAGAGAACAACGAACUGUGGAAGAAAGUAGAGACUCUGGAAAAUGCCAACAGGACCCUGCUCCAGCAGCUGCAGAAGCUGCAGAGCCUUGUAACAGGAAAAGUGAACAGAUCCUGCAAAAUGGCUUCAACGCAAACCGGAACCUGCCUCAUGGUGGUGGUUCUGUGUUUCGUGCUGGUCCUGGGCUCCUUCAUGCCAAGCAUCCCAGAAUUCUCCUCUGUGUCACAGACAGUGGAGGCCACUCCCCUAUCAUCGGCGGACGCUUACACCAGCAGCCAGAUUCGCUCCCGAAGCCUUCUCUUCUAUGAUGAGGGGGCCUCUCUGGAGGACAGGUACAGCUCCUUCCUGGCAGUAGAGCACACCGACAUCUGGGAGGCUUCACCCAAAGACUCCACAGGGGAGGGGGAGGCGAAGACUCGAGACCCACCCCAGGAGCACACGAACAGGGCACACGAGGCCUCCAAGUACCUCAGCAAAGUAGACGUGCUGGACUUCAACGGGACGGGCUCCGAGUUCAUUCACCAGAAAAAACAGUUUCAUGAAAGGGAUGUGAACUCUGACAGCCCUGCAGAAUUUGUGUAACCUGUCAAGUGGAAGCUGAUCUCUGCAGCAGGAUCAUCUCCUGACUGAUGGGUCUCAGGAGCAGGGAGGCUGUCUGCUCCAGGUCUGGGUCAGCCCGCGCUAAUACUUGCCAGAGCCCAUGGCAUCUUCAUACUAACACUGAGCCAAUCAAGAGAGAGAGGGAGGGGGGCGAGCUUGACCCGAACCACAAAAAAUAUUAUUUUUUUUAUUUUUUUAUUUCAGGGCUUUAAAAGUUUUUUUUUUUUUUUCCCCUCUGUUUGUGUGAUCUGCUUCUGCUGAAUACAACAUGAGUGUGUGAGUGGGAGUUUUUUAAUUAUCACUGUGCUGAAGAGGUGCUUGACAGAGUUGCUUUGUGUUCAGAAACACACCUGAGAUAAAACAAAGCUGAAGGAACACAGAAGAUACAACAGUAAAGAUUUCAAACUCUUGGCGUUUAGCUAUUAAAACAUUAGUAAAAGCUAGAACCCCCCCAGAAUAAUUCUUGUGAGAGCUCAACCCUUCUCUACUUUAUAGCAAUCCUUUACCCUGUGGUAUGGAAACAAGCUUUCAGGAAGUGUUUAAGACUCUACACAGAUCCUUAGAAAGGUGAGCAAAAUCGCUCAGUUACUCAAAGUGAUCCUCCCAUUUAAAAUAUCAGUAGCAAUUGCAGGAUAGUCCACUCUCUGAUGUUCAAGUGAAUUAUUUCAUCUCCCAGUUCAAUCAGGUUUCUUUUCAGAUGCCAGGCUUCUUUUAAAUGUGAAAACCUUCCGCCUCCUUACAUCACUGCUGCAUGUACUUGGUUACACUUUCCAUUAAGUGUCUCUAAAUACUUUGUAUUUACAUAGCAGUUAGUUAGUAAAUACAGUACAUGUAUACUUA